GCGGAGGAGAGGCGUCGCAGCAUCCAGAGAUACAAAGAAGACGGCGAGAAUGGCCGAUAUAUCUCUGUACCUCACUAACGUCAGUGUGUCCAUAGGACCGAGCAUGGACGUGCAGCAGCUUGAUGUCCACACUCAGAGCCCCAACCCGGCUCCAGGAUUUGAGAGCGUGGAGCUGGGGGAGCUGGACAGGAGAGAGGAGCAACAGCAGAGGGAGAAGGUUCCACGCAGGAUCAUCCAUUUCUCCAGCGGGGAGACCAUGGAGGAGUACAGCACCGAUGAGGAGGAGGGGGAGGACAGGGAGCCGGAGAGGAAAGACCUGCUGUCCUCCCCGGUGGAUGCGGUGAGGUCUAAACUGACCUGGGGUCCAUACUUCUGGUUUCACAUGUGGAGAGCGGCCACGUCCACCAUCUCAGCCUGUGACUACCUGGGGGAGAGGAUGGCCUCCCUCUUCGGGAUAACAUCAGCCAAAUAUCAGUACGCUAUUGAUGAAUACUACAGGAUGAAGAAGGAGAGGGAGGAAGAGAAAGAGGAAGACCGCCUGUCAGAAGAAGCGGAGCGAUCAUUUGACCAGCUGCCGUAUCAUGAAGGUGAAGACGAGCCAAUCAGCGCGACGGACCGGCCAGAGGUGGCUGCCGCUCACCAUGAUGUGACCUAUCAGAUCGAGAAUGAAAAUCGGGUGUCUUCAAGCACCAUCAGAGUCCCCGCUAUCGUCACGGCAACCUAACUGACCCUAGAUAUGGACGUUUGCGCUCCGAUGUCUGUCCGUCCGUUAAAGAAGGACCACUGUCUUGUUUCACCAAGCACCAUUUGGUUUGUGUACGACGCAGCUUUAGAUGGGCAGUGCUGCUGUAUUGUGGUUGUUUGGCGAGGACAGUAGUGGUGGAGUUAGUGUCCCUAUGCAACAGUGUAGCAACUGGUAAAAGUAGCUGCUGGAUAAUGGAGACACGUAUUUAGAUCUUUGAAUAUUUGCGUUAUGAAAAACACACAGUAUGAGUCAGAAAGUGUUUUAUUAUGUUCUAGUCUAUGUGCCAAUGAAUAGUUUUGUUCACAUUGAUAACAUUUAAAGGACAGUUUUCCAUUUUGGUCAGUUGUUACAUUAUCCAGCUAUUGUGUUAUCAGUUGCUUCAGCAGCCUCCCAAAUUUGAACGUCUGCUGUGGAGUGAAGGUUCCAUGUUGCUCCCCUGUGCCUCCGAUCGACCUGACACUGUGCCUAAAUCACCAAUACAGCCGAGUCGGUGACAGAUCUGGACAAAGUUUUUAUUUGGAAAUGAUUCCCAACUGUUUGAAGCCUUCAAAAAGCCUUUGAUUCAGUGGAGACACAUCGAGUUCUUCAAAUAGUUGGUACAUGUACAACAGCUGUUUGUCCAGAUCUUGAUCCGACUGGUGCAUUCCCGAUACACCUGGCUGCACCAAAGAGCUGGCCCUCUUAACACUCCCUCACAUGUUGAUUUGCUCUCUGUGUUUUUGUAUUAAUGCGUAUUAUGCUUGUAUUGCACUUGAUGUCUGUGUGGAAGCACUGAGCAGAUUUAGCCUUGGUUAUCAAAUCAUCUGUGGACCACCAGACUGACAUUUUGUUAAAAAAAAUAACAAUGAGAAAGGGUCUCUGUGUUCUAUGUUGCUCUCAUCCUCGGCCUUAUCAACUAUGGACAUAAGAAUGGUGGUUGUUGUGUGUAAGCCUUUGUUAAUGGAAAGGAGCAUUGUUACACUAAGUCUGUAUAAAGACAUGCAAACUUACAGUUUUAACAGUUUUUUUAGUACAAUUUUUUAUAUUUAUGUAUUUAUUUUAUCACUUAAUUUAAGCAUAUUUUCUAUUGAUUUGAUAAG
Anoplopoma fimbria (sablefish) is the source of this 1824-nucleotide messenger RNA. RefSeq lists its product as uncharacterized. Bases 50 to 724 code for a protein of 224 amino acids. The record is from RefSeq and is a predicted model, not a curated record. The transcript has 5 exons. Lineage: Eukaryota; Metazoa; Chordata; Actinopteri; Perciformes; Anoplopomatidae.